Molecule: messenger RNA, 1398 nt
Organism: Phodopus roborovskii (desert hamster)
Lineage: Eukaryota; Metazoa; Chordata; Mammalia; Rodentia; Cricetidae
Gene: Prss35
Product: serine protease 35
Exons: 1
Coding region: 16-1257 (413 amino acids)
Biological process (GO): proteolysis
Molecular function (GO): serine-type endopeptidase activity
Source: RefSeq, a predicted model, not a curated record
AAAUAGAAAAACAAGAUGGAAAAUAUAUUAUUUUGGUUGAUAAUUUUCGUCUCUGGAUGGACCCUCUCUGAUGGGUCUGAAACAGAACCAGAUUUUACGUGGCACUUGAACAGAAUACCCCGGGUUGUGAGUGAGAGGACUGUCCAUCUUGCCAGCCCCAUGUUCCAGGCAGAUGCUGGGAUGGUGAUGGCCAGAGUGUGCGGCAUCGAAUGUCAGGAAGAGCUCCCUGCACCCAGCCUUUCCCAACUUGAAGACUCCCUUUCUUAUGAGACGGUCUUUGAGAACGGCACCCGAACCUUAACCAGGGUGAAAGUUCAAGAUCUGUUCCCAGAGCCCACUCGAAAUAGCAGCAUAAAAGGACCAAGCCCUAGGAGGAGGAGGCGGCAGGUGUACGGUACGGACAGCAGGUUCAGCAUCUUGGACAAAAGGUUCUUGACCAAUUUCCCUUUUAAUACAGCUGUGAAGCUGUCCACAGGCUGCAGCGGUGCCCUCAUCUCCCCCAACCACGUGCUCACAGCGGCCCAUUGUGUGCACGAUGGGAAGGACUAUAUCAAAGGCAGUAAAAGGUUGAGGGUAGGAGUGCUGAAGAUGAGAAAUAAAGGAGGCCGCAAGAAACGCAAAGGUUCCCAGAGAAGUCGGAGAGGAGCAGGGGGUGGUGGCCAAAGUCACAGUGGUCAAGAGCAUCCUCAGGAGAGUGCCACCCAAAGACGGGGAAAAGGAUCCAGGAGGGGUCCGAGGGUCACCCAAGGGAGGCCCUCCUUCCAGUGGACCCGCGUCAAGAGCACCCACAUCCCCAAAGGCUGGGCAAGAGGAGAGAGUGGCGACCCGGCCUUAGACUACGACUACGCGCUCCUGGAGCUGAAGCGCGCACACAAGCAGCAGCAUAUGGAGCUGGGAGUCAGCCCCACCAUUGCCAAGCUGCCAGGAGGCCGGAUCCACUUCUCAGGGUUUGACAAUGACAGGGAUGAUCAGUUGGUGUAUCGGUUUUGCAGCGUUUCUGAGGAAUCCAAUGACCUCCUGUACCAGUACUGCGAUGCUGAGGCAGGCUCCACAGGCUCUGGGAUCUACCUGAGGCUCAAAGAGCCAGGCAAAAAAACCUGGAAGCGCAAGAUCAUUGCGGUCUACUCAGGCCACCAGUGGGUGGAUGUGCACGGGGUUCAGAAGGACUACAACGUGGCUGUGCGCAUCACUCCCCUCAAGUACGCCCAGAUUUGCCUCUGGAUCCAUGGAAAUGCAGCCAACUGUGCUUAUGGCUGAGGAAAAAAAGAAGCAUUCAUGCACACCCUGAAUGCCAGAUUAAGGCAGCUCUCACUCUGAGACCACUCACAGGCUAUGCUUGGACUCGGACCUAUCGGUGGUGUGCCAGUGUUUUUACAGACUUCCUUUAUCAAAAUUAGG